AUUGCAGUCAAAGAAAAAAAAAUUUACUGUGAGCGAAUCAGAGGGAGCGAAUCGUCAUUUUGAUUUUUUCUUCGGCGGACGGCGGAACCUAUAAGUCAGCGGUUGGUAUUAUAUGCAAAUCAAUUACGGUGCAGCGCACUGUCGGUUGUUUUGUUUUGAUUUUUGAAACUUGUUGCAGAUUUCUGUAUCCAGGCAAUCUCUGGCCAAUUUCCUGGCAAAGAGUAUUGUUUUAUCAUUGUAUUGAACUGUUUAAAAACUUGAAUUUCAUCAAGGCAAUGUCCCAAGAUCGUGUCCACCUCAAGCUGGAUGCCUCAGCAUGUGCAUCUGUCGAUAAAUAUCUUGAAUAUCGAAGGUUAGAUAAAUUAAUAGAUCUGUUAUUCUGUUUUAGUACUUUUAGAUGAAUUUACAAUUUUGUACUGUGCAAAUUUAAUAAUUGAAACUUGAAAAUAUUACACUAGCUGUUUAUAAAGGAAACGUUAUCCGUCUGGACUCUGGACGAACACCGUGUCUUCUGUAGUUUGUGUUCAUGGGUUGACUGACUAGUGAUCGACUGUAAGUCACUAGAUAGUACGGUACCCAGGGUGUUUCUGGCCUACAAUGAAUUUUAAAAAUUGGACCAAGAACCAAUUUUGUUAAUAUUAUACCUCUCAUUAAGCUUGUCCAAUCUGAGAACUAAAAAGGUUUGUCAACAUGACCAUGGUAUUUUUGAGCGAAUACCAUUGAAUGAAGUGAAUGCUUGUAUUACAAACCCUAAAAACAGCAUUCUAAUAUUAAUUCCACCAAGUGAAGUGCAAUAAUCCAGAUCAUUGAAGUCCACCUUAUCACAGCCCGCACACCCGAUCACCUAUAUAUACACAGCAAUAAUCGGUGUGUCUCAAAUGUGAAAUUUUUUAGCAAGGCAUUCAUGAGCGAUAAUGAGUGUGAUGAUACACCGUGAUAAUCGGUGUGUCUGAAACGUGACAUUUUCAACCAAAUGCCACAGGUACUGGGCCAUACAUUUGUAAUAGGCCAUGAUUUUGUCUGACCUGAUUUUGGCAGUAUUAUGGCUCGAUCAACACAAUCAAGGCCAUGCAAUCACGUUUACACAGACAAGUAAAAUAAAAAUAUAUCAUUUAUAAGGUUCAGUAUAAUAUAUCAUUUAUAAGGUUUCGGUAUAAUAUAUCGGGGUAAUUUCUGCCAAAAAAUUACCCUGAGAGAUGAAAUAUAGGACUGGUCUAUAACUCAUGAUAAUAGUUAUGCCAGUCUGCUAUUUGCUAAUAGUUAUGCCAGUCUGCUAUUAUGCCAGUCUGCUAUAUUGAUUAACUAUUGGACAUACAGUAGGUACAAUACUCAACCUGACUUGAGUGAAAUUCCCAUUUACUGAGCUAAUCUUAAUUGAGUUAUCAGGGUUAAUCCAUGCACAGAAGUCGGUGGUUUUCUGCCAGUUGUACAACAAUCUUGCGCCACUUGUUUUGAAGAAUAUAUAUUUCAAGGAAUGUUAGAUCUAGUCCACAAGAUCUCCUCAACUCCUCGGUUUCUCUUGUUGCGCCCCAUAUGUGCCAGUCAUAUUGAAAUUCUUCAACAUGGCACUAGCAAAUUAAAGUAUUCUGAUGACAUUUUAGGGGAAACAAAUGCAGUUAAUUCUGCUAUUAUAAGUUUAGAUCAAGGAUCAAUCUGAACGUACAGAGAUGUCAGAAUCAGAUGAUCAUUGUUUAAUUAAAUUGUGUUGCAUGAAAAUGAAUUAAAAAGUGAAAUUGAAUGAAGUCAUGUUUUCAUUUGGGUUGUGAACAGCCUUCAGGCAUAUACUCAUAUUUUAAUUUCUUUAAAGCUAUUUAAAUUGUUAUAAGUACUUGGCUCUUGACUCCUCAGUUAUUGACUCUUCAGUUGUUGGGGCCCUUAUAUAGAGUAUGGGCCCACUACUGUGUCACACUCCUAUUAAUGUCAAACACAGAUCUGCUGCAGGGGCGAAACUUGAGGGGGUAUGGGGGGUGGACCCCCCCCCCCAAGUACGAAUUAUCUGGAUUGGCGGGGCGAAUCAUCUGGAUUGGCAGGGCAAUCAAAAAUUUUAAAUGAUAGAAUGUAGAGUUAUUAAGUAACUUACAAAAAACAUUUUUCACCUCCCCCCGCUCAGCAACAUGUUUGGGAAAAAUAGUGGCCAUAAAACAAAUUUGCUGCUAUGUUAAUUUAGCUAUUUACAACCUUUUGCAAUAUUUGUUACAGUACCAGUGACAUAAUAAGAUAAUUAAUUAUUGUUUUGUGCUUUUAAUUUAACACAUGACAAGCUCACAGUAUAAUAUAUUGAUAAGAUGCUUGUGAUGUUACUCUGAGUGUAUAUCCACACCGGGCAAGCUUGAAAAUAUGCCUGACCACGGUGGGAAUCGAACCUACGACCUUUGGAAUACUAGCCCAAUGCUUGCCAACUGAGCUACGCGGUCUGGACGGUUCGAGUGUGUGAUAUUUCGGAACAGAAGCUAGUUCCUUCAAUAUCAAUGUAAUCUAAUAAUCAGUAAUGAUUUCUUUAAAGGAUUCAAAGGAACUAGUUUCUGUUCCAAAAUAUCACAUACUCGAACCGAUCUGACCGCGUAGCUCAGUUGGCAGAGCAUUGGGCUAGUAUUCCAAAGGUCGUAGGUUCGAUUCCCACCGUGGUCAGGCAUAUUUUUCAAGCUUGCCCGGUGUGGACAUACACCACACUCAGAGUAACAUCACAAAUACUGAACUGGAUAGGAAACUUCUGACGUCACUGGCCGCGACUUUGUUGAAAAACGUGACGUCACGCGUAUUGCGAACAUUACCAUUUACCAAAGUUCUCGGCAUUUUUGUUGUUUUGCUAUAUUUUCCAAUUUAAAAGGGUGAUAUUGAAGUAUAAACUGGUCUAAUUGUCUAAAACAUGCCUAAGCCACGACAAAGUAUUCAAGGUAAAUGUUUUUCGUCUUUGUUUUGUAUUUUUUGUUUUACAUUUGUAGCUACGAAAUUGGCGUCACAAAUUUUAACGAAAUUUGUGAUGUAUUUCACUGUUUAGUGCUUCAAAUAUUUACUAAAAUUGACUGGGAAUACUUAGAAUUUUCAUCGUAGAAUGGCGUGGUUAUAUUUAUUUGCUCUUUGACUAAAUUGUUUAGCUGUAUCAUUGCUAAACAUGCCGUUUUUGAGAAUUUGGUUUUCAACUAGGUUGGGACAUCCAACCACGCCAUCAGCCCAUUGAAAACAUUAGGUCACGUCAGCUAGUUUCCUUUCCAUUUAUUUUAUUAUCCAUGCAAGCAUCAUAUUCACCUGAGUACAUUACACAAACACAGAAAAAUCAAUAUUGAUAAGUAUUAUGCACCUAUCAAUGUUAGGCGGGCGGGGAUUUGACACUCAAACAAAAUUUUGUGUCAAAUUCCCUACCCCAGGGAUUCAAGUGCUGGUCAAAUCGAUCGUACCCAGGGGCAAUUAAAACUGUUUCAAAGAGAUUUCUCAAACUGAAUAAUUCAUAAAGGAAGUAUAUUAAGUCUGUUUUUUGAAAUCAUAGGAAGAUUACAGACAUUUUUUGCCAAAAUUUAUUCUAGAUUUUCUUUUGAAGUAUGGAUUUGUUUGAGAAGGCAUAUCCAACAAUUGCAAAUGUUUUUCCUAUGAUUUCUAAAUAUGGACAAUUGCCUCAUAUAUUCAACCUGCUUGUCCGUAUAUCGGAGGGAAAACACUUGUUCAUGUUGCAUAUAUUACGUAAAACAUAAAGACAAUUUAAUUUUUGAAAUAAUUUAAACAAAGUGGUUAAUAUCAUAAUAUCCACAUCUUGACAACUAAAUGUUCGUAUUCUAUUAUUUAUAUUGCUUUACUGUCGAUGCAAUGGAAAUGUUGAUAAAGUAUUGCAUGAAUUCAUUUCCUCAAGUUGAUCAAUUCAUUUGAUAGAAAAUUGAUCAACUUCCUGUUACUUUUAGAUGAGCAAAUUAGAUUUCGUUUCAGAACCGAUUGACCAAUAGGAAACGCACAGGAAGUAAAAAGAAAUUUGAAUUAGUAUGAAUUGAUCAACUUGAGGAAUUGAAUUCAUGCAAUAUUUUGUCAACACUUCCAUUGCAUCGACAGUAAGAGAAGUGCAAUACAAGACCAAAAAAGUUUCGUUUGUGAUGAAUAUUAAAAAGAGAAAAAUCAACAGUUUAUAUCAGUUUCAGUAGUCCCCGCCAUUUUCCAGAACUGACGACACGUGAUUUGGUGGCAACAUUUAUCUCAGAUGUUCCGGAGAUCCCACUGCGUCCCUGCUCAUUAUAUAUGCAAAUGACAACAAUUUUUAAAAUUUGUCAAAUACCCCUGCCCCCGGGACUGUACUGAUUGUCAAAUUCCCCACUCACGGGAUAUACUUUCCCAUCAAAUCCCGCCCCCUUGCCCCGCCUCCCCCCCGCCGACCUAACAUUGAUAGGUGCAUUACACCAAGCAUGCACGUUUUCAUCUUUGUAGUAGUAGUCUUCUAGAACUGUGUAAUUUCCUAUGCAAAACAACCUAGCUAUCCUGAACAGUGAUCCUGAAACAGACAAGCCUGCAAUCUGGAUAUUAAUUAAAAUUAACACUUCCCUUAUUGAAAGUCAUAUCAAAUUUAUUCAGAAAAAAGUUCAUUGCAAGUUGCAGGGAAAAUUGCCUCCAUACAUGCGAUGUUUAUUAUGUACUAUUUAAAGCACGCUUAGGAGUGUUUUAUCACAUAUAAAACACGACGCGUAGCGGAGUGUUUUAUAUGUGAUAAAACACAACUACAAGUGCUUUAAAUAGCUUCAAAAACGACUCAUCUUGUACGAGGUCAUUGGCGAAGUAAUUUUUAAAAUAAACUUUGUCUAAACCGAGAAAAUCAAAGCUAAAGUUCAUGUAAAUUAACGUGAUUUUUUAUCAUACCACAUAUAAAACCACGACACGCUUAUGAUUUUUCUUUGUGUUCUGCUCCUGAAUUAUUAAUGAGUUUUUGAACGUUAUAUCAGCAAUAUGUUGGGGCAUUAUUAAUUUGAUUUGAUAUUAUAUAUUUAUAUUUCAUAUAGUUAAUGGAAUUAAUACAGUAUUAAUGACUUAAUUAGUUGGCUUUAUUUCAUAUUCGACGUAGACCAAUUUGAAAAAUGGUUGUCAUUUUUUUCUUCUUAGGGAAGCCUCACAUAUCGAUUUUGUCCACGAGAAACGUCAUAUGUUCGUUUGGGGGUGGGGCGGGUUUGCAGCUGUGACGUUUCGCUGCAAAACAUCAUGGAAAAGAAAGCCUUAACAUUUCGGAAUCAUCUAUGCAGAAUAUAAAAAAAGAAAACAACUUGAUGCAAACACCAGUCUAUACAUUCGUAAUACCAUACCUGUUCUAUACAUUUAUAUUAUUACGCCUUCCAUACCUUGCAUUGAAAACGCUCAAAUUUCAAGAAAAAUGCGUGCGGCCUGGGAUCUCGAAGACGAAGACCAGUCAAAUUCAAUAGUAGAAAAUUACCUUAUGUGUACUACUUAUAUUAAAGAACAAAAUAUCGAUAGCUAUGUGCGACGUUUUUAAGGGGGAGACCUGGGGGGUCUAUAUACAGAGAAACGAACAUAUGACGUUUCUCGUGUGAGGCUUCCCUUAUGAAAUCAAUUUCAAUCAAUGAAUCAGGUAAUCACUGCUGCCUUAUAGAGUACUUCAAGACUAAACAUUUUACAAAGUAUAAAUAUAGUACCAUCUGUUCUCUUUGAGAAAAUAAAUGUUAAAAAUACCGACGUUUCUGCUAGAUUUGGCAAACAAUUAAAGAUAAAUAUAGGCUACAUCAUUUUGAAAACAUCAAAUUGAAAACUCUUCAAAACUCUCAUUUUAUUCAACAUUUAAGAAAGAUUAUAACUUAGAAGAAUACUUAAAUAACAUCAAAGAUCCGCCGAACCAAAGGCAAAAAAGAAUGUUCUCAAAAUUUCGUGUAAGUAACCAUAAACUAGAAAUUGAGUUCGGUCGCUAUAAAAACGUACCUAGAGAAGAGAGAUUUUGUAAAUACUGCGACAAACGUACAGUUGAAGACGAAUUUCACUUUGCAUUCGAAUGUAAUAAAUACGAGAGUUUGUGAAAUAACUUUGCACAGCAUCCUGAAAGACUAUUUUCCAAAUGAAUAUCACUGAUGAAUUAAAGAGAAAAUUAUUAAAUGAUCUUAUGUCAAUGAUUGACCCUGUGAUAACCGAUCUAUUUUCCAAGCAUGUUUCGAAAUGUUUUUAUAUCAGAGACAACAGCCCCUAAACCAGAAAUUUCUAUAUAUUAUAUUACUUUACCUUCCCUUUUCUAUUUUACACUCUUUCUAAUCCUUUCUAUUCUUAAAUUUUCAUAUUUGUAUUUGCCAUAUAUCUCCUAUUUGAUAUAUAAUUCAUGUAAAUAUAGCAGUAUAUAUUGUUUUUCGUUAGUUAAAGUAGUUUUUAUACUAGUUAACUUUAAUAUUCUUACGAUUACGCUUAGCAAUACCUGUAAUUAGGUCAUGCAAAUAAAGCUUAUUAAUACUAAUAAUAAUAAUAAAAGUACUAACCUGACUACCUUUGACUACCUUCUUUUGGUGCUUUUUUCAUAUUUCAAAGCUGCAUGGCUAUAUUUUCAUUUACACGAUUGUUUUCAAUUUUAAAUUCUUACACUUUGCCUUGAAUAUCAUGCAGAUAAUGAAUCAUAAUAAUAUAAUAAUCAUAAUAAUAUACAGAGCAGCUUCGAAAUACAGUGCCAUAAAAUGAAAUAUACAGUGCAAAAAAAAGAAAUACAGUGCAAAUUUCUUAAUUUUUUAAUUUUCUUAAUUUUCAAAUUUCUUAAUUUUCUUAAUUUCUAAAUGUGACUUAUACAUGUGACUGCAUAAUUGUUCCAUGUAUAUUACUAAUAAGUAAUAGUAUGCUUUCGAGUGCAAUAUGAAAAAAUAUACACUCGUGAGUUUUUCAAAGACUUCAAAUCAGUUGCACUCGUCCUUCGGACUCCUGCAAUUUUGAUAGUCUUUGAAAAAUUCGCUCGUGCAUAUUUUUUACAAAUUGCACUCGAAACCAUACUAUUACUAUACAAAUGAUGCAAAAUGUGGUAGGUACAGUGUAGUUUUCGAUCGGUCAAUAUUCCUUCGUAAUUAUACCUCCCAGAAAAAUUGUGUAACCAAGUAAGGUAUCUACGCGCACAAAAUUCUUGCAUUAUAAUAAUAUCUAACUUUUUUUAUCAGAAUUGUUGGUGAAGAUGAUGGAGGUGUUCUGUUCACACCAGAGCAAUAUGAGAACUACAAGAAAACUGUUGUACCAAGGAGAAUGAAGAACCGUUUAUUUGUAAGCUGGACUGAACCUAGAGGAAUGGAUUGCAAACAAGUUGGGCCAGAAACACUUUGCUUUUGUAAACACAGGUAAAAUAUAAAAUGCAGUAUUUUCUCCAAAACUCACGUACAUAAGAAGAGUUGUGGUUGGUUCUCCCCACUGUGCUUCAAAGGGUUUCUCCCGAGUCCUCCAGGCUCCAGUGUAACAGGAAAUAUGCCCCCCCCUUAAAAAUAUAUGCCCUCCCCAAGCCGAAUUUCGUAGGAAAUAUGCCCCCCCCCCCCUUUCGAAAUUUGGUUCCCCUGCAUAGAUACAGUAUUAUGUAGGCAGUAUUUAUACACCAUAUAUGUAGGCUAAUAAGUGGAUCGUUUUCAGAUAUAUUUGGACAAUGUACUGUAGAGGUAUAACAUGAUUAAAUCUAACUAAAAAUAGUGCAAGAUAAAACUAUUUCGAUAAGUUUGUCCGACCUUAGGAAAAACAGUCAAGAGAGAUUCAAGUUAGUAUUUAGUAUUUACUAACUUGCCGAUGAAAGGCCUUCGCUCGAAAAGUCAAAUUUUACUUGUAUUUUUUGGGUAGUUGAAUCCCUCUCAGUCUGCAGCUUUCUGGUGUUAUUAUCACACACUACCUAUGCUUGCACAGACCGUUAGAGUAAAUACUCUUGUGUCAAGUGUUUAUGUUUUCCUCCCUCACAAGUUUGUGCUCUGUGACCAAGCAUGCAUGGGUCGGUAUCACUCCGUAUGGUGACAGCCGAGACGCCCUUGUACGCCGACGCGCUGGGUCACGUUUGAGCUGCGUCCUUCGCAAUUCAGCAGUCAGCUGCAAGGAAAGAUGAUUGUUACCUCUUAUUUUCACUUUCACCUUAAUGAAAGAGUUUUACAUUGCCCAAGCCCAAGGGCUUGAAAUAGGUUCUCAAAUUUCCCGAUCAUGGUGAUCGGUAGUCAUAACUUUCCGUGCUUUUUCCUGGUUGAAAACCAUGUUUUCCCGCCGAUCAUAAAUGAAUCUCUUGCCGAUCAUUGAUCGGCUGCCUUGGAUUGCCACUAGCGAGGCCACUAGCCCAUGUCAUAGACUCUAACUUGAUCGCGGUUCCUGGUAGACUAUGCAUGACGUAGGCUACAUUGCCGCCUGCUGUCAAGAAAUAUGCCAGUUAAAUCAUCUUUUUCAUAGUUUGUUAGACUCGAAAUGAGUUCACUUCACUCAUUGUUUAGAUACAAACAGCACAAAACAGAUUUCGUUGAGAUUCCAAGCACUCGUCCCAUCCUUGUGCCAUGCCGUGUGUCAGGUUGUAGAUGUUCCAACUAUCAUUACGUACCGCGCAAUGGUACACAACCAAUACGCUGUACCUGUAAACAUUUCGCUGAUGACCAUUCCGAAAGUAAGCCGUAUAAAUGUCUCAAAGGAUGUUCAUGUAAGAAGUUCUGGAGCGCUUUUACUUGCAGUUGUGGUAACCCCGCACAUUCGCAUAAGGUACGUUUCUUUGCAACUGUGCAAGGGAUAACUUGCAAGCUGUUGCUUAUAAAGGAUUCAUUAAUUAUAUAGGUAUUUCAAACUAAAAUUAAGUGUCCUCCUACUGCCCUAUUGCCAUCUUUCCACUCUGCCCCCGAAUUUUGCUUUUUAUUCAUUGCUUGCAUGGUGUGCUCAUCCAAGGAUGGAUCCAGCGAGGUCUGCUGGGGAGAGGGUGCUCAUCGAGUCUUGGCCACGGAGUGGUGUGCGCCCCUCUGCACGCCCCAGUAAAUCCAUCGUUUACUGGGGCCUAAACAGUUUAAAAAUAAUUCUGCAUGACUUAUGCUCUCCAAAUGGUGUCAAAACCCUUACGGAAAGUAAACUUCUGAAUGCUAUUGUAUUUGUAAAUUAAUUGUAUCUGAAUACUAUUGUAUUUGUAAUGUAUUGUAUUUGUAUCAAUAUUACCGUUCUCCAACUCAUAAACAAUGUGAUAAUUUUUACAGACAAUCAUUGAAACGAAAUCUGAACGUGAAGCACGCGGUCACCCAGUCGGUCACGAUGUACCAUAUGCUGCUAUGGGUGGCCUCACUGGAUUUAGUUCACUAGCUGAAGGUUACAUGAGAUUGGAUGACAGCGGCAUUGGUGCACCAUCUAGGGAAUUUCUAGAAAAACCAAUAGGUACAGUUUGCAUGUUUGCAUAAUAUACAGAUGCAGAUAUUGCGCAGCACACUCCCUAUCAGGGUUUUUCAGUGACUGGUUACAUUAGAACUGGCGUGAAGUAGACCGAGGUAGACUGUGAGCUUACUGAAUGGCGCUUUAAGCAGCCGCUAUUAGUCCAUACCUCAUUAAUGAUCUAGCUGCCCCCUGACCUAUGUGUUUAACCCACCCUGUCAACUUUCUCUGUGGGAGGAAACCGGACUACCCGGAGAAAACCCAUGACUUUCGGCAGAGCGUUGACUUUUACUCCUUUCACAUGAGGACUGGGUUCGAGUCACAUCGAGAAGUUCUCACUGAGUUUGAACCUGCUACCUUAGAGGUGAAAGGCAAGCUGGUGCGCUAACCACUUGGCCACCGAAGCCCCAUAGUAUGUUACUUUCUUACUAACUUGCGAUGAGGUUGAUUCUCAAUACCUCUCCAACCAAAUGAAACUGAUAUGAGUCACAUAUGUAAGAUAAUAAGCCAGAUAGUUCUUUGAGAAGGUUAGAUUUAUUGUGGCAAUUUGAUUUCACCAAAAGAUGAUAUUAUUUUAACUGUGCUCGAGCUAUACCGUAUAUUGAUUAUUCUAAAACUUUUUUAAACUGUAGGGCCAGAGGAUCAUCCGUUUUUACGCGCACAUUCUGACAUGGCUCAGCUAUCCUUAGAGGAAAUGAAAGAUAUCCAAAAACCAGGAAUGACUAAAGAAGAAGCAGAUAUGGCUUACUUUGAGAAGCGCUAUCAAGAAAGGGUAAUGGCAUGCAGUUCCUUUUAAUUAAGAAAGCUUUAUAUGCACAGGUGGUGCAACGCCAGUAAUUUUGUUGAUCGAUGUUUUCGUGCGAAAUUCCAAGCAAAACAGACUGUAAUUUUUUCAAUUGACGGUUCCCCUUAUUACGUUUUCGUAGCGCUUUUCAUUGUGGUUAUAGUGGUAUCACUGAUAUUCAAGAUGGCUUAUUUUUUGUCCUGAUCCGUGCAAGAACUUAGGUGCGCGAUAGCCAACAGCAUAAUAUUCGCGAAAACAUUCAAUAUUUUCAUUCGAGGCCGCUAUCUUUAUCAGUGAUACCACCAUAACCACAAUGCAAAGCGCUACGAAAACGUAAUAAGGGGAAUCUAGAAUUGACAGUUUUUGAAGAUUUUUGUUUCUUAUGCCGCGAAAACACUAGUUCGGGUUUAAAAGUAAAAUAUAGCUUUUUCUGCAAUUAUGUUAUGUUAAAAAUUGUGAGAGAGAUUUAAUAUAGAAUAUUGCUCUCGCUUUACGGCCGCGAAGAUGUACUUUUACAACUACAGUAUCGUUUGUCUAUUGAAGCACCUCAGAAUGUGGAUAUGUUAAAGUGUUUUACCUUAAAAACUCAUCCUUACAUUUAUAUGUAAGGCUUCGUUCAAUGCAUAUAUUGGGUUAUAUCAGACCUGCAUGGAAACAACUGUUUCAUAUACGAAACAUUUUCCGGUAGGGUACAUUUAUAGUUUGUCGUUUGUGAAAAGUGAAAGUUUAUAUUGUUUUCAGGCUCUACUCUCUUUUUGUACUGAUCUUAGCCAAUUAGAUUAUUAGACUUUUUUCAUGAAUAUUAUGAAAAAUGGAAAUUAUCAAAUUAAGAAGAAUUUCUUUUCAUUUUAAUUUGUCUUUUUAAAUUUCAUUUAGUUAAAAGCAGAAAGGUCUCAAGCGAGGGCAAGAACACAAGCAAAGUCAAAGUCACUUCCAUCAAAGAAACGUUAAGUCCUUCUCCCUUAUUAGAAAAAUUUAUAUAAUUGUAAUAUCAAAUAUUAGAUAUCAAAUAUUAGAGGUCAAAUAUAUGUUAUUUGUUAUCGUAUGCUGGAUCUCUUGACAUCGACAAUGAUAUGAAUCGUACGUCAUUUGGGUUGUAAAUAGUUUGUACGUAUAAUAUGUGUAAAAUAUUCGUUUUUACCUUUCCAAAAUCUAAAAUUUAAAUUAUGAAUGUAAAUAUCGUAUGUGACUUCAAUAUUUAUAUUAUAUAUAUAUAAACAUGCACCACGAUUCAAUAUUCCGCGACGCUUUAUCAUUAAAUUCAACGUAACGUUUCAUGUUAUUGAUUUCAGCUGAUACAGUCAGAAGUUACAAAAAAAUGAAUGAAACAACUGUUAUUGUGUCCUUUAUUCCCAAGCUGCUCAUCUAUUUCGAAUUUUGCGGGUCCUUCUUUUGACUGGGGGUUUUACCAUAUCGCUCAGGGUAAUUCUCAUUGCGGCGUUGAUCCACUAAUGAUUCCAUUGUGAUGACACCGUUUGUUUAUGUUCACUCCAAAACCGCAACCUGGUUGCAGAACGAUUAGCUAUAAUAAAUGUCCGUUCUGCUGAUAUCCUAGAUUAGAUGGUCCUUCGUAAGAAGAUUUAAUGUUUCUUCUGUCAACAUUCU
Messenger RNA from Paramuricea clavata, 11680 nucleotides. Lineage: Eukaryota; Metazoa; Cnidaria; Anthozoa; Malacalcyonacea; Plexauridae. The record is from the annotation of a GenBank genome assembly.